Messenger RNA from Phaedon cochleariae (mustard beetle), 2886 nucleotides. NCBI's taxonomy places the organism in Eukaryota, Metazoa, Arthropoda, Insecta, Coleoptera, Chrysomelidae. The record is from the annotation of a GenBank genome assembly.
GUUUGAAACGCACGAAUUCAAUAUCACCUGAAAUGGUGAAAUGGUUCAGUCAGUGGUCCAUCUAGAGAAAGGAGCAAAGAGACAGGGCGCAAGAAACAACCAUGAAUCAAUAUCGGCCAUAACAGUAAAUGCCUCAACAGUUGUUUUCAAUCAAUCACUUCGGAAAAAGAUGAACUAGCGAUGAUAUUCCCGUUGAUAUAACAAUCAAAGCUGUUUUUCUGAGUUUUUGGGUAGUCUAUUACUAUGAAAUCAAUCAGAAGAGAUAUUUGAUGUACAGAUGACGCCACCUUAUCGCCACCCUAUAUAUUAAUAUUGUUGACGCAUGCGCAUAGCAUCACCGAAAUUAAAAAAAAAACUCAUUUGAGUCGUAUGUCAUUCAAGUUUUAUAGGUUAUUCGUCAAAUGUUUCCUUAAAAACAUCAUAACUUGGAACCAAAACAUUGGAAGUAAGUAUAUGAUCGCUAUAUAGUGCGAAUAUAGUACAAUUGUUAUUGACCUAAACUGCCUAACAAUGAAAAAGCCUGUGUGUUCUGUUCCCUUUUGUUAUACGAGAAAAAGUGAGACUAUCAGCAUUCAUUCCUUUCCGAACGACUACAAUCUAAGGCAAGAAUGGUUAGGUACAAUUUUGGAAGCAACGGGAGUUGAAUGGUAUAAUAUUGGGGAGUUUUCUGGGAUCUGCAGCAAGCAUUUUAAAACAGAGUGUGUAAUACAAAAGAAUGAUGGAAGAAAGAUACUCAAGAGGGGAUCAGUUCCUUCAAUUUUCGAGCAGCCUCAAAAUGGAGAUAACAUAUGGCCGCCGCGUUCCCAUGGAAGGGUGAGCAAGGUCACCGACUGGGUUUUUUCAGAAAAGGCGUUGAGUAAAAACGAAAGUACGUGUAAAACAUGUUCUGUUAAUUUGUGUGCAUCACAAAAAUUUCAGAUGCAUGACUAUAUUCCUGAAUCAGAUAUCAAAAUAAAGGACAUGAUUAUUCUUCUGGUUCCUGGAAUGAAAUAUUCUUUGACGAAAAUUGAUAUCAUCUGCGAAGAAUGUCAUGAAACCUUGAUACAGUGUGCGCAAUUCAAGAAAACAUGUUUACUAGUAAAUUCAACAUUCCAAGGAAAACUACAGAGGUAUGGAAAGCGCCGUUCUCCCGCAGUUAUUAUUGAAGAUGUUUCGUUAUAUGGUCAAAAUGGCAUUGGAGUCAAUUCAUGUUCUAACAGUAUAACGCGUCUGAGUGAAGGAAGUUCAUCUCUAUUGAAAAAUACCAUGAAUGUUGAAGACAAUCCACUUUCUGAGAGUAUAACACUGCUGGAUGAAGGAAGCUCACCUGCAUUGGAAAAUACCAUGAAUGAUGUUAACAAUACUGCUGGAAGUGAAGAGGAUGUAGAAUCGAAUCCGGAAAUCACUGAUCAAAUUCUCGAUGAAAGUUGGGAUGUGUCAUUCAUACCACCAGAUUCACAAGAUGAUGAGGCAAAUACUAGUAGGCAGUUGGAAGUCAUCAAAAAUGUUCAGGAUGCAAUUGUUGAAGAUAACUCAACUGACAACACUACAUGCCCUGAAACUGAAAUGAUGACACUUAGCGAUGCAGAAUGUUCAUCUGUCAUGGAAGGUGUUGAUAAUAAUGUCAAUCCCAAUAAUCUAUCAGAGAAUGACAAUUCGUUUAUGCAAUCAAUCCCAGAACUGUUUCAUGUCCUUCCGGAUCAUGGUAGGAUAUUGUCAUUCGUGCAACCCGCAGAUAAAGAAUUUGAACAAUUCAUCAAUAUCCUAGCCAGCAAUGGAGUAAAUGUCUGCCAGUCUUUGAAUGAUAUAACAGAUGUAGGUAAACGAAAAAGAAUUUUACUGCUAGGAGAUACAUUAUCGUCCUGUCAAAUUUGCGGUGAAUCUUUUUCCAACACAGUAUCUCGUACAAAGCAUUUGAGAACUCAUAAGUUGAUACCAAAAAGGAUAUGCGGCCCAAGAGUUUAUAGACAUGGGGAUUUGAAGUGUGGAAGCUGCUUAACAACGCUGUCUACUCAAGAGGAUAUCGAAUAUCAUCGAAAAAUUCAUCCGCAGUUCGUUUGUGAGCUUUGCGGUAAACGUUCUUCCACCUUUCAAGGAUUGCAAGUACACAAAUUAGUACAUAAAGAGAGCGAUUUGAUUUGCGAGCAAUGUGGAAUGUUGUUCAAAAGUCCCUUUGCUCUGUCUCACCACAUAAACAGCCACAACAAAGAGAACUAUACGUGCCGGAGAUGCGAAAAAAUAUUCAACAGCAAGCAGGAUUUGAAGGAUCAUGUAAAAAGCACACAUGCCAUUGAUCCACAAAACAAGAAGGGGCACCCCAAGAAAGCUAGUUCAAGAAGUAAAAAAUGUGGAAGAGAUCACAUUGCCACAAGGAGUUGUGAAAGAAAUAAUACAACAUCCACAAGAGUCACUAGAUCAUCAAAAAAUAAAGGUCCAUACAAAUGCCAUAUUUGCUCGAAAGUUUCUCCAGAUUAUGUGAGAUUCGUAAUACACAUGCGAAUGCACAACAGAUCAAAGAGAUUUCCUUGUGAACUUUGUCAAAGGACUUUCAAGCUUGAAUCCCGCAAGGACCAGCAUAUGGAAAUAGUACACAAAAAAUCGAAAGAAAACAUGUGCAUGAUCUGUUUGGAACAGUUCAGAUCAAGAGAAGAAUUGGAGGCGCAUGUGGAUCAACACGUGGAGAAUAUAUAUAAAUGCGAUAUAUGUGGAGUUACCUUCGAAAAAGAUGACCAGCUGAAUCAUCACUUGGUGACGAAUCAUGUAGAUACUGGAGCUAAAUAGGCGUGAAGUCAACAACUCAAUUUCCACUUUUGGCCUGGCGAAGUAUUGUUAUAUUUUUUUAAAUGUGUUAGUUUUGGUUUUAAAUGUUUUCAGAACAAAUUGGUAAUACACCUGACAUUUCUUCAA